Molecule: messenger RNA, 1496 nt
Organism: Pseudonaja textilis
Lineage: Eukaryota; Metazoa; Chordata; Lepidosauria; Squamata; Elapidae
Product: ras-related protein Rab-11A-like
Molecular function (GO): GTPase activity; GTP binding
Source: RefSeq, a predicted model, not a curated record
CGGGAGAGGCACCAACCCAGCCCGGAAAGCCUGACCUCCAACCGCCUACCUGAAGCCGGCCCGACGCAGGAAAUCGCCGGGCCGUGAGAUCACCGCCAGCUCUUCCGGGCGAGAGGGGGGACGCGCAGGUGUGGCUGACCGGCUCCGUCGGGAGGCAGCGCAGAAGUCCGGGCGCGAUGCGGGGCAAGGACGACGAGUACGACUACCUGUUCAAGAUCGUCCUCAUUGGGGACUCGGGCGUUGGGAAGAGCAACCUGCUUUCGCGCUUCACCCGGAAUGAGUUCAACCUCGAGAGCAAAAGCACCAUCGGGGUGGAAUUUGCCACACGCAGCAUCCAGGUGGACGGCAAGACCGUGAAGGCCCAGAUCUGGGACACGGCUGGGCAGGAGCGCUACCGGGCCAUCACCUCUGCCUACUACCGAGGGGCAGUAGGUGCUCUUCUGGUUUAUGACAUCGCCAAGUACCUGACCUAUGAAAACGCAGAGCGCUGGCUGAAGGAGCUGCAGGACCACGCAGAUGCCAACAUCGUCAUCAUGCUCGUGGGCAACAAGAGCGACCUGCGACACCUGCGGGCUGUGCCCACGGACGAGGCCAAGAGCUUUGCAGAAAAGAAUGGCUUGUCUUUCAUUGAGACGUCAGCUCUGGAUUCCACCAACGUGGAGACAGCCUUUCACAACAUCCUGGCAGAAAUCUACCGGAUCGUAUCCCAGCGACAACUUGCAGGAGGGCAGCCUGAGACAGAGUUCAGCCAUGGGACCACCAUCGAGCCCAUCAAAGUCUUGCCCACCCAGCAGGAAGCGAGGCAGACCCCUUGUUGCCAGAACAUUUAACCUGGGGUGGGACACUAAGGGAGGGGGCCUUUCCCUGGCGAAGGGGGGGGGCAGCGCCUCCACCAGGUGCCCGGUCUGCUCACUCUGCGUCCUGCCCACCCACCGUUGCCCCACACUGCUUGAAGCUACCCCUUGGCUGCAGCUGAGCCCCCCACCCCCACCCCCAGAGGCUGCCCAGCCCUGGAUUCUCCUGAGGGAGGGGCUGCUCCUCAGCCGCCUAGGGAGCCGCUGACCAAUUUGGGGGAGGGGGGGGAGGAGGAAGCAUGAAGGAGGCUGCUGAACGGCCCCCGGAGGUUCUUGUGGAGUUCCCCAACUCUUUGCCCCUCCGGAUGAUGGGCAGCAGCUCCCUCGGCCUUGAAAGAACUCGAGGGAGAGCCCUGGACCCCUUGGCCCCCGAGGGCCCCCCUCCAGCAGACCCAAAGGCCUCCGCUCUUAUGGCCUCUGGCAAGGUGAUAUUGGGAGACUGGGAUGCAUCCUUAAAACAGGCCACUUUCCCCACAUGACCCCAAGUCCUUUGGGUGACUUUAAAAGCCCCCGACUGAUUCCGAACCUUGCAGGUGGCUUUAGCGACCAGCCUGGCCUGCACCUCUGGCCUCAGCUGGGCUUGCCCCUGAGUCUGUAAGGAGAGGGACUUCCCUGGGGACUCUGUGUGUGUGUGUGUGUGUG